UCAAAUUUUUUUAAAAAUUCAGCUUGUUUAUCGGAAAGUUGCACCGCAAUACUGUAAAAAUUGCUUGAAAAAAUGUGCAGCGAUGAUCACACUGCUUAAUUUGACUAUAACAUUACUCACUAGCUGAUUCUGGUAGUUUGAGUGAUUUCUCUCUUGUUGCCAAUGGCUAUUACCAGCUCAGUUUUUGUUGAUGUCUUUGUUAGGGAGCUGUUUUGUGGAUUUGAAAUGUUGUGAUUAUGAUCAAAUGGCCAAUUCAACCUUUAAUCAAAUUUCGGAAGAGCAUAGAUGCGCAGCAUGUUUCAAGCAGUACAAGAAAAGGGAACAUCUUAUCGAGCAUAUGAAGAUCUCGUAUCACUCGGCUCACCAGCCAAAGUGCGGCGUAUGCCAAAAGCACUGCAAAUCAUUCGAAUCACUGAAGGAGCACACAACUGGCGCACUGUCAAAAAGGAAUUGCUCCGAAGUUUUCUCUGAAAGAGGUUGUGACCUCUGUAUGAGAAUUUUCGAAAGCUCAGUUUUUCUAAUUGAACACGAGCAAGUAUGUCGCCUACGGGCCCCUACUCCCUUGCAGGGGCCUAGCGCAGAAUCUCAAAUCUAUGAUCCUCCACUAAUCAUUGAAAACGAGCGUGGAAGCCGCCCUGAGGCUGUUGCUAUUGAUUGUGCAAUGGCUGGUGGUGGAAGUGAUGGAACACUUGAUGUAUGUGUGAGGGUAUGCCUUGUCAACGAGGGGGAGAAACUGAUUUUCCACGCAUACGUUCUUCCGCAAAUUCCUAUUACUAAUUAUAGGUAUGAGGUCACUGGGAUUACGGAGGACCAUCUAAAAGAUGCCAUGCCGCUAGAGGAAGUGCGGGAUAAGAUUCUGCAUAUUCUGCACAAUGGAGAAUCAAUUGGGAUAUUGCGCUUGAGUGGUGGAAAGGCCCGGGUUCUUGUAGGUCAUGAACUUGAACGUGACUUGUAUUGCCUAAGCACGCAUUAUCCCGAUCAUUUGCUUAGAGAUACGGCGAAGUACCCUCCUUUAAUGAAGACGAAUCUCGUGAGCCACUCGCUUAAAUACCUAGCCAACACCUAUCUCGGGUACCAUAUGCAGUCGGAGAUGCACGAUCCGUAUCAAAAUUGUGUAUCCGCGAUGAGAUUAUAUACGAGACUUCGCUCCCAGAAACACCAAACAAAAGCAAACGAGCUUUUAGCUACUUGUCGAAAGCUUACGAAGGGUUAUGACUCAUUGACGUACAAGGAGAUUGAGGGUAUGUCAUCAAACGAGCUCUUUGAUGUCUCAAAAUCUAAUUAUAAGUGUUGGUGUUUGGAUUAGUUGAUAGUAUGUCCACCAUAUCUUUCAGAUGAAUAUUUGAAUAUUUUGGUGCUAAAAAAUUAAAAUAUUUCUUUUACAUAAAUCCAUGUUUAGUUCAUGAUUUGGUGAUAGAUUUGCAGAGUUUA
Messenger RNA from Salvia hispanica, 1431 nucleotides. The record is from RefSeq and is a predicted model, not a curated record. NCBI's taxonomy places the organism in Eukaryota, Viridiplantae, Streptophyta, Magnoliopsida, Lamiales, Lamiaceae.